CCUCGUCAAGACAACUUGUCCAUAUCCACGUCUACUCACAAUGGCGUCUCAGGCGGGCCCCUCGUCAUCACUGCAGACGCCCGACAAAAUUGGACCCCUCUUCUUCUGCUCCUCUUGUGGAAGCCUCCUCGAUGUGCCAAAGGACGAGGAUGUCAUUGCCUGCGUCCCCUGCGGUGCUCACCUCGAUGCUUCAGUUUACGACAAUCUCAGCCUCGUCACACGCUCAAAUCCCUCUGCUUUCCCCUCGGCCCUCCGGACCAAGCGCCAGCUCGUAUCGACGGUAUCUUCACGCAACGACGGCGGUGAUGGAGCACGAGCAGAUGAGGCUACCAUCAGGGAAAAGUGCCCAAAGUGUGGCAACGAAGAGAUGAGAUUCAGUACCCUCCAGAUGAGGAGCGCUGAUGAGGGUACCACCGUCUUCUACACUUGCCCAAAUUGCGGCUACAAGUUCAGCCAGAAUAACUAGCCCACACCCUGCUUCGCUGUCGUCGUCAUGGAUUCGUCAUUGUAUAAUUACACACAGAUAUCAACUCAUCUCUCCGUCGCUUCUCAUGAUGCUGUCGCUGCUGCCGCUGCUGCCGCUGCCGCCUUAGCAGCUCGGGCUCGCUUCUUAUCCUCUCUCCUCGCUGACUUCUUGAGAUCCCUUUCGACAUCGGAAGCCUUCGAAGACUUGGUCUUCUUGCUGCUCUUUCGCUUUGUCUUCUUGUCCCCAUUGGACUUGUGCGCCUUCUUGAUUCCCUUUGCCUCUGAUGCCUUGCCAGCUAACGCUGCUGCUGCCGCCGCCGCCGCCUUUGCAGCUCUACGCUCCUCUCUUCUGCGCCGUCUCUCCUCUUUGUCCUCACUCUUUCGCUUCUUCGACUUCAGUACCUCCUCGUCUCCCUUUUCAGCCGCUUUGGCUGCAGCCUUUUUGCGCUUCCUCUCCUCCUUGCUCUCCUUUGAUGACUUGGGUUC
This is a messenger RNA of Jaminaea rosea, 951 nucleotides long. RefSeq lists its product as hypothetical. Gene Ontology annotation, biological process: termination of RNA polymerase I transcription; DNA-templated transcription. Bases 41 to 466 code for a protein of 141 amino acids. NCBI's taxonomy places the organism in Eukaryota, Fungi, Basidiomycota, Exobasidiomycetes, Microstromatales. The record is from RefSeq and is a predicted model, not a curated record. Gene Ontology annotation, cellular component: RNA polymerase I complex. The transcript has 3 exons. Gene Ontology annotation, molecular function: DNA-directed RNA polymerase activity; zinc ion binding; nucleic acid binding.